GACACGGAGCUAGCCGUGGAGUUAAACAAAAACAACUUUACGUGAUUUCGCCCGGCACGUCAUCGCCAAACUAUAACAUUGACUUUCCGUCACUUGCUAGGGUGUAUUUUUUACUACCAGGUUGUAUUUUUACUUCCAGAUAAAGCUAGUUAGCGCAUGUUAGCCAUUAGGGUGAUGGAAUGUUUCGUUAUGCUAGCUUGAACAACAACACAUCCUUACCGGUGCUGUCUUGAGUAAAGCUAGGAGUCCACGCACACACACACACGCACAAAAAAAGCAACAUCAUGAGUUUAAAGUCGGCGAAACAUUUGCGUAAGCCACAUUUUUGUAACGUUCUGUCAACAUUAGCGCAUGGCAGCUAGCGGUGUGAUAAGCAGCCCGAGCAAGAGGAACACUUGCUAGCAUUGUUAGCAUUAUGCAAAAAGCACUCGACAUCCAACAGUUGUUACUUCCCGCAAUUACGGACUCUUUUGCUUACCUCCGACUGAAAAGUGUGAGACGUCGACGGCUUGAUGUCACCCAUCUUCACGGGGUGUCGAUGCUAUCCUGACAGCCGAAGCGGGUGAUGUCGUACGGACUCAAUUCCAACCCUUCAAGACUGAUGUGUUACCUCUCUUUCGAGUGAACGUUACCUCAAACUCGAAGCGUAGGUGUAUGAUGGCUUUGCCGCCGCCGUAUUUGACUGGCACCGCGGUCUGUGCGAAUAGACGAGCGGUUACGCGUUCCGGAGCUUAACCACGGUGGAAAUAAUGGCCAUCAAGCUAUCCUGUAAUGUCUUCUCCUUAUCCAGUUAGUUGUUGAGAGAAGCUGUUCAUUCGCCUGUCACCAUCAGCCUGCCCACCGCUCUUCUUCUUCGGUGAGAUCAAAUCUGCAGUGGAUGCUAAACAAGAUCACAAUAGAUCCACUAGAUCAGCUACAGCUGUCAGAGAGCAACAACCUGAACUAAACACACCCGUGGAAUUACCAGAAUUACCAGAGCCACUGACUCAACUACCUAAAAUGGACCAGAGAGAUAAAUUUACCAAUAUAUCCGAAGAUGAGCAAACAGAAGAAUCCAAGCCACAGGUGAAUAUACUUAAAGAGGAGCAAACGGAAAUAUCCGUCUCGCCAGCGAUGGUUUCAAAGUCAGCACCCAACAUAUCCAUUGAGCGGCAACUUGAAUAUGAUGGGUGCCAGGUACCAGAACGAGAAAGCGAACAAACAAACAACUGCAUCACAGCAGAGCGUUUUAAAAGCGAUGCCCAAGAAGAACACGCUGAAAGGCGUGACAUCACGACCUCGCUGCGGGAUAUGGCUGUUGGAAACUUCCACAGAAAAACGGAACGCUUUCGGUCGAAUAGUAGCGAGGGAAUACUGGAACUUCAAAAGAACUCAUACAAAAAGUUCUACCCGCUUCAUGCGAUGAUAAUGUAUCUGCUCAAGCACAUCACCCAUACAGACGACCAGAGGAGUACCAAGGAUGACCGGCCCAAAAGGAAAAAUGUGAUGACGACCAUAGCACUGAAAAAGGAACUCAUCGCCAAGUGGGAGUGCGGCACCCGAGUCUCGGACCUGGCUAUUCAAUACAAUAUGGCGAAGUCAACCAUAUCCACCAUCCUGAAGAGAAAAGAAGCCAUCAAAGCUGCCGAUGUGGCAAAAGGGGUAAAAACACUUAGCAGCAGAAGAAGCGAUAAAGUGGAAGAAGUGGAAAAGGUUCUGCUGGAGUGGAUCACCCAUAAACAGUUGAGGGGCGACACAGUGUCGGAGACCCUCAUAUGCGACAAGGCAAGGGAGCUCCACAAUGCCCUGACCCGGGACAGCCCCGGGGGCAGUGCCGACGAGUUCAAGGCCAGUAAAGGCUGGUUUUGCAAAUUCAAAAAGAGAAGCGGGAUCCACGGUGUGCUGAGGCCUGGGGAGGCUGCCAGGGCGGAAAAGGAAAGCAACAACAAAUUUGAGGAUGAAUUUGAAGACUUUGUUGACAACCAGGACUUCCUCUCCUAACAAGUUAUGUGAAGAAACUAGAAGAUCGAGAAGACCAACCGAGGACGUAAGGCUAUGCAAAUAAGGCUGUUGGGUAAAAUAAAAAUACUGCGUGUGUACCAUUCCAAAAACACCAAUGAGCGUUAGAAGAAACAUAUUCUUCUCAAGAAGCUCAACCCAAAGGUGCUAUGAGGUGACCUCGGACAUGUAUGGAACAACAACAAACUGUUUGGAACGUCGGGAACAGUCUAAUGUUCUCACACGCGAUUAAGCCUGGAAACAAGUUCCAAAGAGGGCAGUGGAAGCUGAAACUGAGGCCCGCCUCUCUAGUGUCCUGAUGGAGUCCACGGAUCUGGAGAUGGACAGAGAUUGGUGGAAGAGCACACGGUCGCUCUGAGCAGUCUUUCAAGGGAAAGGACAUUUCCCAAGGAACUUUUUGAGGAGGAGCAUACACGGAAAAAGGACAUCAUUCCCACGGCAGAAGACUAUUUGUGCCCUUACUGUGCCGUCCCACCUUCCAGGACGCCAUCAUCACCCCUCAUCAAAGUGAAGACGCCAGAAGACUCACAGCAGGAGACGAUCCAGAGGCCUGCAAGGAUGAAGCCCGGCAAAUCUUAAAAGUUGUCGGAGAGGAGCACUCGGUCUGCAAUGUCGCAAUAUGCGUGUCAAGCGGUUGCCCUGCGGUUCGGUUAUCCACCCACCCGAGGACUAAGUAGCUUGGUGUAGAACCCUAAGGAAGAUCUAAGUCCACAAAACAGAUCGUAGCACAUGAAUUAAAGGGUGUCUAUUAUGCUUUUUUCACUUUUCUGACCAAUAAAUGUUGUUCGAAUGUUGUAUUCUUGCGUUAAACUUUUAGAUGACGUUUGCGCAGUUGGACGUUAGCUCUGAAAGUAGAGACAGUUUUGUGGCGUCAAUGCAAUCCAGAUUCCUUAUAUGGGCUGCAGAUUGCCAGCACUCAGUACACACAGACCUACGUAUCCGGAAGUCCUCCGGAGCACUUGAGAGUGUGACCAAUCACGGUGGAGUGGGCGUGCCUGGAGGCGGGCCGUGGGUGGAAUAAAUUAUACACACAGUUUAGGUUAGAGGCAGGAAAUCCAUGGAAAUGCUGCACAAAGAGUUGCAGAAUCUGGAAGAUCCAGAAAGUCCACAACUCAAGAUAAAGGGCCAAAAAAUGAGUAUAAUCGGUCCCCUUGGGCCCCUAACAAAUAUUGUGGUGAUUGUUGCCUACCUUUGUCACAAGCCACAAGUUUUUUUUCCAAGUAAAUGCCCAUCUCUAGUACUUUUCCCGUACAUGUGACUUAGUCUGGUGCUAUAAGUUGCCGGUGUUCUACAUAUUCACGGGCCGUCCAACAAUAUUUGGAACAACCGCGGUUGCCUACAAUGUACAGUAUUACAUAAGAAAAAUUAUGACCACUUCCACAAUGUCAUCAAUAAUAAUUUAUUGCGCUACAGUAUUUCAGUUGUGCUUGGAAGUUUGUACAUUUUGCAAAUAAAUCUGAUUAACAUCAUUUUGCAUGCAACUGUAUGCCGGCCCUUGGAGUCAUGGGUUCCGUUUCAUGAAAUAUGACUGAAGUAAGGUAGAAACAUAACAUUGAAACUGUUGUACGUGUACACCAAUAUUUUGUUUAGUCAACAGGACUGGAGGUCAUUGGUUGCUGGAAACUGAAAAACAAGUUUCAAUGGGAGUC
Doryrhamphus excisus (bluestripe pipefish) is the source of this 3647-nucleotide messenger RNA. NCBI's taxonomy places the organism in Eukaryota, Metazoa, Chordata, Actinopteri, Syngnathiformes, Syngnathidae. The record is from RefSeq and is a predicted model, not a curated record.